This is a messenger RNA of Brugia malayi, 4656 nucleotides long. RefSeq lists its product as uncharacterized. The coding region runs from base 1 to 4656 and encodes 1551 amino acids. The record is from RefSeq and is a predicted model, not a curated record. The transcript is spliced from 26 exons. NCBI's taxonomy places the organism in Eukaryota, Metazoa, Nematoda, Chromadorea, Rhabditida, Onchocercidae.
AUGGAUGAAAGUGAAAAUGCUGUGAUGGAAGGCAGUCGGCAGACACGGGGUGACGAUAACAAUGAAGGGAUAUAUGCAAAAGAAAACGUUACGCAUAAGAAUGAGAAAGAUGAGCUUCGGACUGAAGACGGAUGUGGUAUCCGUGCAAGUGAAACUCCUCAGAUUGCGCAUGAAAAAUUUGACUCCUCGGAGCACGCUGCAGUAGCAGCAAAGGAUGGUGAAGAAGCAGUUGUAGACAAAACAUGUUCGCAGUCUGGGAUAAGUAAAAAUGGAAGUUUUGGUACUGAACAUUUCGAUGCUAUUAAUCAGAGUGUUCAAGAAAAUCAAUAUAAUGAUGAAGGUAGUACUGGAAAGCAAAGCUCGUCAGAAAUAUCGGAAAAUAAGGUUGUCGAAACUACUCAUGACAGUUCAGAGACAGCAGAAGCUCGAAAUAUUUAUAAUGCUGGAAAGUCGCAUUCACAAGUUCCGAAACACUAUGUCCCUCCAGGUUGGAUAUAUCACGGCGAAAGUGAUGGAUAUCGAUAUUAUAUAGGUUGUGCAGGAGAGUUACAUUUUCUGCUUGCUGUAGUGAGCGGUCGGUUGGCCAUGCGUUUCUUUAACUCUAGGGCAUUCAUACGACCAAAUAUCCAUCGUCAUAUUACAUUUUCGAUGUAUUCGGUGGAUAGAGAUGGCUACUGGUACAUGCAGGAUGGCAGUGGCAAUUUUAUCCCAUACAAUGGUUAUCAAUAUAAUCGCGGAACACACAGUUCUAUAUUUCCACGUGAUAGUCAAGGACGGUUCAUUUUGCCAACAAAUGCGCGUGGUGAAAAAGCUUUUCCAGUGGAUACAAAUAAUAUGCCAAUUUUCCCGUUCGAUACAACAACUCAUUUGCCUACUUUUCCUGUAGAUGAAAACGGGCAACCUGUGUUUCCAACUGGUGCUCUCGGCAGACCCAUUGUACCGAUCGAUACAAACGGCUUGGCUAUAUUUCCACGUGAUGCAAAUGGUCGAUUCAUAUUUCCUUCUGGGCCGAAUGGCAGGCCCACAGCACCUGUGAAUAUCUAUGGUGUUCCAGUAAUGCCGUUGGAUGAACAGGGAAAGCCAGUAGUACCGUACGAUGCGAGUGGAACACCUCUCAUUCAUUUAGCCAGUGAUGGUAUGACUCCUCUCACUGAAGAAGAAUAUCAGUACUCUUUGCAGUGGAACGACUAUUACAAUCGUUAUUAUAAGAACACCGCAGAACAAAAAGUAAGCAGUUCAAGUCAUUCUGAAGUGCAACCGACUGCUACGAACGACACGUAUGAGCAGAAAGCGAAGAAUAUGAAAUUGCUAAAAAAGGUUCGGCCUGAAGACAUUGAUUUGCCGCCGUGUGUCCCACCUCCACCAUCAACACAGCCUCCACCACCAGUUUCAGAUGGAUCUGCUUUAUCUGGUGAUGUGGAGAAAAAAGCAACUCCUGACCCUGCUUUGAAGGCAAAAACCAAAAAAAUGAUUGAAAUGCAACUAAAAUUCUCACGCAAAAAGUUUCGUGAUGUAGCUCAUUCCUCAGUUGCAGUGUUGCCCUCUAAUGAAUCGAUAAAUACAUCCGCUGAGCAUGCACUAUUACCUCGACAGCCAAGCGAUUCGCCGGAAAAUAUUGGCAAAAUAGAAUCACCAAAGGAACGGCCUCCUCCUCCUCCGACGCAUGCUCCAACACCAGACCUAUCCAUAGCUGUAGAACCUGAUAAUACUGAAGUUAUUAAGUCAUUUAAUAUGGCACUCACUAGUUCACCGAAAUCACUGGAUUCGCAGAUUAUGCAAAAACUGGGCAGAAAUUUUAGUGAUGAUUUAGAAGUGAAGAUGCAAAACGCCGUCCUGCAACCAGAACCUGCUCCAGUUAUUAUGAAUAUACCAGGCAAAGAAGUCAGAACAUGUGGUGGUGUGGAAAACUUUGAAAAUCCGAAAUUAUUCCCAGAUUUGUGUGGGAAUUUAAGAAAUGAAUUUCAAGCGAAUAGUGAAGCCUUCGGAAAAGUGAUUACGACGAAAUUAGAUGAGCGAAUGUCUGGAUCGGGGAAUGAAUUCAUUUCUGCAAAGCAGCCGAAGUUUGUUUUGACAGACAGUCCGGUUAAGCUGAACGCUGUCUCAGAAAAAGAGCCGCAAGAUAAAGAAGAUAUUGAGGAAGAAAAGGUGGCAACAAGAACAAGGCUAUCUGUCGGCUAUGAGUCAAAAAUCGAAAAUCAGGUAUUGCGAAAACGUGAUGACAACGAUGAAUCUAUUUCGAUUUCACGUGAAAAACGUUCCGAGAAAAAGAUGCGCCAUCGUGAUGGGUCGAAAGGGAAAAGAAGAAAACGAAGAAGUGAAAGCAGGCAUAGACGCUCACGAAGUCGAUCAUCAUGUCAUGAUUCACAUCGUAGAAGUCGUUCUCGAGGGAUAAAACACAGAAGCCGAACUCGUAGUCGUACACCACGUGAUCAUUACUAUCGUAGCAGAUAUCGGUCUAGAAGUCGAGAUCGAUUUUACAGACAUGAAGGUUCUCACUAUGAUCGUCGUAGUUACCGACGUUAUUGGACCCCUGAAGCUGAAGAAAGAUAUCCAUAUCGAAGACGUCAUUCCUCCUCUAGAGGCAGAUCUUCACGACAUGAAAGGAGUACAAGCCGGGAUUUAACGCCAGCAGGUGACAAAUCAAGCAGAAGCCGUAGUUAUUACGAACAGUCAAAAAGUCGGACUGAAUCACCAAUUGCUUCGCGGCACUCCUCCGUUGCACGUUCUGGUUCACAAUGUAAGACUACAGAUAGUCGUAAUCGGAGCUCUAGUCGCCAUAAUUCUCCGGAAAUCAUAGAGCAUAAAUCUGGAAAAUCACCAGAACUAGCUGAAGAUCUGGAAUCUAUUGAGGAUACUGUUGAUGUGCACAAAUCAUCCCAUCACUCAGCAAGCCCCGGCAGUGAAAAGAGUUCGGUAAAAGAGCUGGACAUGUCAGAUAAAAAAUCAAAGAAACACAAGAAAACCAAAGAAAAGCAUAGAAAAAGAAAAAAGAGUCACCACAAGAAGAGAGAGAAGAGAAAGUCAAGCCCGUUUAUGGUUGAAAGUGAAUUAGAUGACAAGUGGAAGACGUCGUCAGUCCUGUCGAAAGAAGCAGAUUUGAAUGUGAAUGUAUCCUUAAGUCAUUUUGAGGAUGAAAGAGCAGAAGUAUCUUGUAUUACGAAAAAAGAACUGAAUGAAUGUAAAAAUGAGAGAGCAAAAAAGAAGAAAGAGAAAAAAAAGAAGAAAGAACGUCGCAAUACUAGCACAGAAAGAAAUGUUGUCACGAAGAAGAUCUCAAACGAAACGCUGGAAGAUGGUGAAAUCAUAACGGGAAAGGAUACAUCACCAAGAACAAGGGAAAAAGUGGUUAAUUAUGCAACGUCUGAAUCAGAAGAGGAAAACAGUAAUGCAGGAGAAUGGAAAAAACCUGCUGAACAACUAGCCGAAAACUGUAAUACAAAAAGUAUUUCUCCUACAGUGAAUUUCACAGUGAACUCUAAAGCGACAGAGAGUGCUAUCAAACUUAGAGAGGAUUUCAACAGUGCUGGCAUUAUUCGAUCAUCAGUUUUGUCAUUCGAUUUUGUUGAUGAGAUAUUGAAGGUUCCUGGUGAUAAUGCCAAUAUUUCUAACUUGGAAAAGAAAGCGAAACAAAAUUAUGAGCCGGUGAAUCCUAAAAAAGAAACAAAAAUUACAGUAGAUCUCGAAGAUGAUGGGAUUUCAAGUAAACUUAAAGAUUUGAACAGCGACUUCAAUGAAAUUACUGCUCGAGAAGCAGAAAAACUGAAAUCGGGUAAUAUCGCGGAGGCAAUGAAUAAGUUGAAGGAACUGCGCGGAUAUGUCAAGUCGAAAGUGACCGUUUCAAAUUCGGCCACUGAAACAGAAGUAAUAAAAGAAUUUAAUCAACCAAGUGGUAAUGAUUCUACAUUUACUGGGCACAGUUUAGCCGAUGUUCCGUUACCAAAAGGAGUGCAAGUGGCAGUUGAUGUUAUGGAACGAACUGAACAAAUUGCGACACCUGAAAUUCGAGUCCAAGAAGCCUGUACAAGUGCUAAGAUAGAUUUAAAGGAUAGGGAUGUGAGGAGAAAAAAAGAAAUGCUUAAACGAAAGUGGGAAGAGGAUGAAGAAGAUGAAUUGAGCAGAUUAAGAUAUGAAGCAUUGCGAAGCAAAACAAGAAGGUUGAUGAACGAUCUAAGGGCUGAACGGCGUCGUCUAAAAAGAGAGCGCCUACGUGCUACUAUCGCAAUGCGGCGAGCUCGUGAGCGAUCGGUUGACACUAGUGUUGAUGAAAUUUUGCUUGCCGAUACUUCAGACAGUAGCGAAACAGAUGAUUCGGAGGACUAUUCAUCUUCACAUAAGAGGAAAUUGCUGAAACGAAAACGAUAUGCUGGAAGAGAAGCUGUCAUUAUGCACUCCAACCAGAGUAAGCUAUGUGAAUUUAAACAAUGUAUUAAUGAUGAUGCCGAUAUCAAGGAGUAUCAGAAUGCAUUGAGCAAUGAUAAUAAACAACGGCUAGAAUCUAGUGCACCGAACACUUUGAUUUUGGAACUUCAACAACGUAUAGGUGGAUCGAAUGAGAGUGCAUUGGCAUUGUUAGAACAGCUAAAGAAAUGUUUAACUGGUGGAGCGGUAAGCUCGAAUAUACAUCUCAAUCCAGAAAUAAUUAGAAAGAAUACUUAA